GCAUUAAUAAAGAAAAGGUCUUUAAAUCCGAAAUCAAAUAUUGUGGCACUUAAUCCUUUUAUUCACGAAGGAAUAAUUAGAGUAGGCGGACGCAUACAAGCCUCAGACUACGCCUUCGAUAUGAAACAUCCCAUGUUGUUAAGUGUUAAGCAUCAUUUAACGAAACUUUUAUUUGAACAGGAACAUCUCAAACUGGUGCAUGCUGGUCCACAGGCUCUGCUAGCAUCUAUCAGAACUCGCUUCUGGCCUAUUAAUGGCAGAAACCUAGCGCGACGUACCGUCUUAAAUUGCAUCGUUUGUAGGCGUUUCCAAGGGCGAUCAAGUAAAAAUAUCAUGGGCAACUUACCUUCGGAUAGACUAACGCCAGAUUUUCCUUUCCUUGUCGUAGGCUGCGACUUCGCUGGGCCAUAUAUGAUCACGGAUCGCAAGGGUCGUGGUUGCAAAAUUACCAAAUGCUACUUGUGCGUUUUUAUUUGUUUUAAGUAUAAAUGCGUACAUUUAGAGGUUGUUUCAGAACUAAGUAAAAAUGCCUUCAUCCAAACGCUAAAUAGAUUAAUAGCACGCAGAGGUCGUCCAAAGGUCAUUCACAGUGACAACGCCAGAAAUUUUACGUCAGCUGCAAAGGAAAUCCAGCAAUUCUUUAGCUCGAAUAAUAAAGCGAUCAAAGAUUUUGCCGCCAACGAAGGCAUCGAUUUUUGCUUCUCUCCACCAUACGCACCUCACUUCAACGGUCUGAUGGAAGCCGGCGUCAAGUCCGCAAAAUUCCACUUAAAUAGGAUAUUAGGAAACAACCACCUGACUUUUGAGGAACUAACGUCCUUAUUUACGCAAAUAGAGGCAAUCCUGAAUAGCCGUCCUCUUUAUCCCUUAAGCUCUUCACCUCACGAUUACUAUCCCCUCACUCCAGGCCAUUUUUUAAUUGGUAGACCCUUAACUUCACUGCCUUCUCCUAGUCUUGAACACGCUAAUUUCAAUCGUCUCGACAGAUUCCAGCGAAUAGAACAAAUGCGACAAAAUUUCUGGAAACGCUGGAGCUUGGAGUACAUCUCUGAAUUACAAACAAGAGCAAAAUGGCGCGGAAAGUCUAUCGAGCUUCAGGUGGACGACUUGGUUGUGCUCAAAGAGGAAAACCUACCACCCCUCUACUGGCGCUUGGGGCGCAUAGAGCGACUUUAUCCUGGAGACGACGGGGUGCCACGAGUUGCAGACGUCAGAACUUCAAAGGGAAUCGUGCGCCGCGCAUUAAACCGAAUUUGCGUGUUGCGCCACAAUCUUUCUUCUGAGAAGCUUUAGCUUCUGACGCAGCUUCCCAGGGCCGGGUGUAUGUUCGCGCGCUAAUUCAUAUUCGCGAACUGGUGUACGGAGAGGACACAAGAGGGCGCUGUAACUCCCAAUACGUCAAAUAGAAUACACGUCGACUUUCAACGCGAACAAAGAAAACGAACAAUCUUUACAACGUGUACACCUUAAAACAUUUAUGAAGAAUUAGUAAAAGCAUUAUAUUUAUUGUCAUAUUUAAUGUUACGAAUUUGUGGAAAACAAAAUAAAUCAGUUCAAGAAAAAAGUGUAGUAAUUUCU
This is a messenger RNA of Bicyclus anynana (squinting bush brown), 1578 nucleotides long. RefSeq lists its product as uncharacterized. The transcript has a single exon. The record is from RefSeq and is a predicted model, not a curated record. Gene Ontology annotation, molecular function: nucleic acid binding. Bases 121 to 1293 code for a protein of 390 amino acids. Gene Ontology annotation, biological process: DNA integration. Lineage: Eukaryota; Metazoa; Arthropoda; Insecta; Lepidoptera; Nymphalidae.